AUGGCGAACGUGCAGGCAGUCACCGGGCAGAAGGGUGCGAUACAAAAAGAGCAAUUACGUUGGAGGCACUACGUUAGGGAGUAUCAGAAGGGAGGGGUAUCAGUCACAUUUUUCCUCCUUGGGAUUUUUCGCCGGGAGAAGUCUAGAGGUGCGUUAGUAGAAGUUUUGUUCCAUCAAGCAAUCGGCGGCGGCAGCGUGUCGAGGAGAGUAAAGAAUAGGGCGGACCGGGCUGAGCAUUCUACGCUGAUAGAUGUGUCAAAUCCGGAUCGUAUUGUGCGCGCGGAGAUAAAUGGAGCCCGGGUGAAGAAGCAAAACACGUGCCUUUGUUGCCGAUCUGCUCAUCGAAGGGAAAAGAUACUCUAUUUAUUAUCGAGCGAAGGGUGUCCCAAGCAACAUCGCGUGUUUGCAAUUCGUGUCCGCGCCUGUAACGUUCAGCGACGUGGUCCCGACGACGUCACGCCGCCAUGA
Messenger RNA from Acromyrmex echinatior (Panamanian leafcutter ant), 468 nucleotides. RefSeq lists its product as uncharacterized. The record is from RefSeq and is a predicted model, not a curated record. Lineage: Eukaryota; Metazoa; Arthropoda; Insecta; Hymenoptera; Formicidae.